ACCUACCUACCUCCCCUCUAACCUCCACUCCACCUGAAUCCCCUCGGCGGUAAGUAGAAGCGGAAGCUCCCCUCCAACGCCAUUCGGACGAAGAACGGCCCUCCCGCGGCGGUACCUCGCACCAUGGCGCGCUACCCAGUGCCAUCUCACGUUAUCGAGUCAAUCGAUGCAGCAGACCUGCGGGGGUUCGGGGCGGCUCACUUGGCGCGCCGGGCUGCGAACCGGCGCACGAUUGCUCGUCUGUCGGAGAAACUCAACGCCGUCUUCGACUCGGGUGUUCCGUUUUUCACCAAGGACGCCAUACGGGACAUAGUGCGGCAGCUCGACGAGCUAGCAGUCAACCCGAACCCGCGAGUCCACACUGUCCGGAAAUUCAUCGUGAGAGGUCUCGACGACUGCGUUGUCGAACUCCGUGUUCCACUCGGAAGGGUCCACCCGUACAGAGACCUCCCGGACGUAGACAUCGUUGACGCCAAGCUUCUGGUUCGCUUCAGGCCGAUCGAUCACCUGACCUCGACGACUCGACGUUUUGCCGACGAAUUCAACAUCGAACAUGCGUUCCUCCCCAUGGUCGUCGAGCCCCGGCCCGUCCAGCUACACAGUGUCACAAAUGAUUACGUCCCACAAUAUCCGGUUCUUCCCCUCGAGGCAGUCCAGGCGACCUUGCAACGCAAGAGGACGGAAUGGGAGUCUAGCAGCGCUUGCCAGCAGCUCUUGUCCACGCUACGAUCGGCAGCUAUCCCGGACGUCAGGAGGAUAGUGGCUUUUGCCUGUUUUAACAUGUCCGACUGUGAAAUGGCAGAGCGAAGCGCCUGCCAGCAUGCUCUUCUCCUCAUCUUACGAAAGUUUUUUGCUGAGCGACAGCGUAUUGCCGAGGAGGAUAUUGUGUGCUUUGCGCAGGACCCCUUAUACGAAGAUGUCGACAAGAAGGUUCUAGCCGGCGCCGGAAUAUCCGUAGUUGAAAAUCCUCGCGCAUUCCUCGAGGUGGACGAUGCGAGCCUCGUACUAUCUAUCUCGCCGGAAACGCCUGUACGGCAAAUCGUAGCAGACAUUGCUCAACCAGCCGUCAUGAUCUGGAACAGGGUGGAGGAGGUGGAGCAGCACGCGGAAUGGAUUGGCCAGACCGAAUGGUACGGGCCCCCGUUCCAAAUUUUCUAUUAAUGUAAGGGUGUGCUGACGGCUUUCUGCCCUUCAAGCGAGGACAACAUCUCCCCGCGC
Durotheca rogersii is the source of this 1218-nucleotide messenger RNA. RefSeq lists its product as uncharacterized. Bases 124 to 1161 code for a protein of 345 amino acids. NCBI's taxonomy places the organism in Eukaryota, Fungi, Ascomycota, Sordariomycetes, Xylariales, Xylariaceae. The record is from RefSeq and is a predicted model, not a curated record. The transcript is spliced from 2 exons.